GUCAAUUGCUUAUGCGAAGGAAAAGUAGUAGAAUUCUACGCUGGAAAGUAUAAAAUGUGCGGUGGGUUUACAUGUUCGAAGAACGCGCUAAUAACUCUGAAUGUACUAUAUAUCGUCGUCGCCUUUAUCCUUAUAGGGGUUGCAGUCUACGGGAGAGCAGCGUCUCUGGUGACGAAUUUGCCCAUCGUGGGCGGUAUAUUAGCAUGCGGGAUUAUAUUGAUAACUAUAUCAGUGCUGGGACUGAUGGGGGCCGUCAAACAUCACCAGGUCAUGCUUUUUUUUUACAUGUUGAUACUCUUCCUGUUGUUCUUAAUCCAAUUUUCUGUUGCGUGCGCCUGUUUGGGUGUCAAUCAAUCACAGCAAGAACAACUUGCUGAGCAGGGAUGGGUCCGGGUAAAGAACACAACUAAAGAAAAUGUCCAGAAGACUUUCAUGUGUUGCGGUUUUGACAAGCAAGUUGACGAGGUAGUUUGGCAUCCACCUUGUGAUGAAGUCGAGUUGAAAUGCUGUCCCAAUCCUAGUGAUCGGAGUUGUGCAUGUGAUGGCUGCCUAGAUAAGCUCCAGAGCACCAUAAAUUACGCAUUCAAAUUAUGCGGCUGGAUUGGACUGUUCUUCAGUUUUACUGAGUUUAUGGGCGUGCUGUUAACAGUGCGGUACCGUAACCAAAAAGACCCCAGGGCUAACCCAAGCGCUUUCCUCUAGUCGCGUAACGUCCAAUGUUUACACACGAUUUUGGGCGUGGUGUUGACGCGACGGUAUCGUAAUCAGCAAGAUCCCGACCAACAGCUGAAAGCGACCGCUAUUUUUCCCAGACACAAUUUCACCUAUUAACUGUAAAGAUUUAUUCUAGUCUUCGUGUUAAGGUUCAGCGUUUAAUUUAAACCAUAACCAGCUCGUACCAAAGACCCAAUAUGGUUGCCAUUACCUUUUUCGCAAACGGAUGGCAUACUCGGGAUUAUCGAAUUAAUCGUAAUUGUUCAAGUUACUUUGUUUCACUUUUUUUUGUUGUCUAUAAUUUUAAAGCCAAUUGAUCAAUUGAAUCGUGUUAAAAUAAAAACGGUAGAAAUGUUUCAGACGGUUGCCUAGGCAGGUGUGACAAACUCUCAAGGUCAUAUUUUCAGAUAUAAAAAUAAUAUGAAUUGGAUAAUCCCGGUCUAAGAGUUAUUUUUGACUGACAAGCUGUGAUGUUUUAGCAUUGAUUUCGUAACCGCUCAUCAAUUUGUAGAUCUUGCUGCAUGCGACAUGUUCCGAUUUAAUGAAAAAAAAGUCUAUUUAAGCAGCGCCGGUGCUUUUGUUUAUGGCGGUCAAUACUAAUCACUAGUACCUUUGUUUUAUAUUUUUAAGCCUUCAAGCUUACGUUUCUCGAACAAAAGAGGUUGUGUUUCCAAAUCUAUCGAUGUACGAGUAGUUUUUUAGUCUUCCCUUAGAUAAAGAAGCAAUUCCUGGAUCUGUUAUACGUUCUCCUCGUAAAAACCUUGAAAUGCUAGACAUUGGCUAUUUUUGCUAUUCGAGGUUGAAGUUUCUAGCGAUCUAUCGGGGUGCCGUUGUAAAAUAGAAUCCUAGAUUACUAGCCAAGACAAGUCGUCUCAACUGUAUAGGGUGUUUCGAACUCGGCCGGUGGAUAGAACUCGACAAAUGAAUAAAAUUUGCUUUAUAGACCACGUGGGUCCAGCCCUACCUUUUUUGUGCCAUGCCCCACCGUAACAUUUCUAAAAAAAGAAACAUAAAUGAUAGGUUUUAGGAAGGUAUCCCUAUGAAAUAUAAUAAAAAAGUGAAAUUCAAAUUGAAAAUAAUUUUAACCCAUAUUAUUCCAAGCAUAAAAAAAAUGCUUUUUUGCUCAGAAAUUAUUUAUUUUGUUGCACUUAAGAAUGCAUUACAUGUAUAAAAAAAAAAUGAAAACUCGAAACGUACAAAAAAUACUGGCGCGUAAACGAAUCACUGUGAAAAAACAUUAAAUAAUGUUUUGGGGCACGUAGGAUGUAACAUAUAAUUUAUACAUAAAUAUACAAAACAAAGUUCAAAUUCGAUAGAAAACAACUAGAUUGUUUUCCAAAUAGAACCAGAUUUGAUACAAAAAAAAAAUGCAUAAAAAGCGCACUGGUAACACCCGGUUUCAUUUUUUGUGAUAUUUUACAAAGCAUGAAGUAUGUAAAUGCACAUUAAGCGGUCUAUACACAUGCAGGCAAGUGCUAACACUUACCUGUACAGGUCGAGACACGCGAAUGUGUAUGGGUCAAAACUCAAGGCGCGUUCAGUUCCAAGCGCGGCUCGAAGCGAAUCAAAUUGUCUGAUGCUAAAUAUGUGGCAAUGAAUGAUGACCCGGCGGUUAUUGUCUUGAGUAUAUUUUACCGAAAAUUUUAAAAUCAAAUCACUUCGUCAUCAAAGAACAAAAAAAUAUUUCAAACGGAGUCUUUUCGGAAAACCUAUUUUUUAAUUUCUCACAUGACCUAAAUUCAUUCGGAUAUAGGUGUGUGAGUGUACUCAAUCUGACCUUUCUUCCAUUUGACAGUAGAAGCAAGCCUGUCGUUUGCAGAAAGCAUACAUUUUCUUCUGAAUUCCAGAGAUUCAUCAUCUAAUGAGUGACAUUCAGGUUCAGUAGUUGAUGAAUUACAGGACUGUUGAAGGACAGCUUUAUCAUUCGGUGUAUGUAACUCGAAAGUUCCAACUAUAUCAGUUGGUUAGAUUUAUGUUAUAGUUCAUAUCUUCUUCGUCAGUCAUGAUAUCCACGUCGGGAGGAAUAUAAACCGCGUCUAUAUGUUCUGUAAAUAUUUUUUCACGUUAUUUUUAGCAUAAAUUUACAAGCAAUGUGUGUAACGUGUGUACGUAAAUCCAAAUAAUAUUUACGACUUUCAUUGUUAUUGUCUUCAUUCAUAACGAUCUCUUCCAUAGCCGCCUCUAAUUUCUUUUGAGUCAAAUACCUCAGAAAUUUUACGAACUGUAACGUUCACUGCACAAGGCACAAACUAAAACUAAAGAACACGCUAAUUGUUGGAUGUUUAUUCUACAUGCGCUGACUUGUCUAGACUUGUAAUAACAAAGUUUUGUUUGACAGAUAAAACCAGUGGUGCAUUCACGCACCACAAAAAGUAAAGCAUAAUCAAUUUCCAAUGUAUGUUUUCUGCGAUGUAAUCUACAUGCUAUAGACAUAACAAAAAUGGCAAUUUUGCAAAUUUUACAAAUUGCCCCCUUGUGGAAUGUGGGCCCCACGUUAGAAAACACGGGUCUAGGCGGUCUCGUUUUUGUGAUACAGGACCGAAUUGGUGCAUCUUUAACAUUAUAGUUUAUUUAAUACUUCAUAUCCACUGACGCCACUGACUGUAUAUAUUUUUUAAAAACUCAAAUGCGUUUAUUAUGAAGAAGAAUAAACAGCAUCUUAUUUUUUAAUUAAAUUCGAAUAAAAUUCAGGCCAGAGCAAAUUUGGUUCGUUGAGAUCUAUCUAUAGGCCGUGCUUGAAUGAAUUCUGAAACGCUUUGUAUAUUUCGAAGGUGUCCUGUUAUUUUUAAGCAUUCCUAGGUGUGAUAUAUUUUUUUGUACAAACGCUUCUGGUCAUGUCGAUGGGAGGGGCUUUUUCCCUUUGCCGUCUCUCGGUCGUUGGUGAUGUACGUUCUGCUGCUCAAAAUGAAAAAUAUCUUCAAAUACUGUGCUUAGUACAAUAAGGUUAGAUGUCCGAUUAUAUGUAGGGUGUGUGCAUGUAUCGUGAAUAAAUAUAUAACAUGUUAUGUACAGACAACGACUUGUUUUAUUUUUGCGGUGGUUAG
Cylas formicarius (sweet potato weevil) is the source of this 3758-nucleotide messenger RNA. Its product is annotated as tetraspanin-31-A. Lineage: Eukaryota; Metazoa; Arthropoda; Insecta; Coleoptera; Brentidae. The coding region runs from base 55 to 702 and encodes 215 amino acids. Gene Ontology annotation, cellular component: membrane. The record is from RefSeq and is a predicted model, not a curated record. The transcript is spliced from 6 exons.